CUCCCUUCGGCACUGCUCACGACAACCAAAUCCUUGUCAUCCACUGUUCUCAGCGCCGGUCUCCGUUAGCAACAAGCACCUGUCUGAAACCAAGGGCACUACGACAGGUGAGGUUUGUUGGGUUUUUGUUAGAAACGUCAACAACAUGCACGUUUGAAUUUGGCAAAAUAAACCCUAAUGCAGUGGAAUCUAUAGUUAGGGUUAGGACAUUACUGUUUAAAAUUUUUGCCGACUCUAAGACGUUUCUGAUUUCUUUCGAUGGAGAUCAGAUGGAGCGUCAGUUCUUAGCGCUCCAGCAGGACACUCGUACGGUUGAUGAGUACGAGCGAGAGUUCACUAGACUUGCAGCUUUCGUACCGGACCUGGUUCGCACGGAGGCCCAAAGAGCACAACUGUUUAUUGACGGGCUUUUCCCAGCAGUCCGUCAUAACAUCGUGGGGCACGGGACUCAGACCUAUGCUCGCGCAGUUUCUAUCGCCCAGGAGGUGGACGCUAGCAUCAGGAGGGAGGCUGUUCGUGAUCGUGCCCAACAAUCUGCCCCAAUUCAGCCAUUUGCAGCUCCACCAGCCCUACCAGCUGCUCAGCCGGCAAAGGAGAAGAAGAGGAAGGGGAAGGGCGCACCGACUGACCGGAGGACCCGACAAAGACAGCAGCAGGUUCCACCGUGCCCGACCUACAGACGACUUCAUAGGGGAGAGUGCCACAUGGGUCAGGAUAUCUGCUACUAUUGCCACGAGCCUGGACACUUUGUGAGUCGCUGUCCAAAGAGACUUCAGCAGCAGCCUCAGCAGCAGCAACAGAGGGGCAGACAACAGGCCCGAGUCUACGCGGUCGAUCAGGCAGAGGCAGCACAGCAGCCAGGUACUAUGUCAGGGAUGGUUGUGCUUAAUGAUAUUCCUGUUUUCGCUUUGUUCGAUACUGGAGCAACGCAUUCAUUCAUAUCACGACGAUGUCUUGAUGCCAUCGGAGUUCACGCUGUUGCCGCUGUCGAUCCUCUCGAGGUGAGUUUAGCCUCGGGACGAAAGAUAGUGACCUCAGCUAAAGCCUCAGAUCUUAGCCUUUCCAUCGGUGGCCGAGUAUUGUCUACCGACGCGUUUGUUCUCGAGAUGAGGGACUUCGACCUUAUUCUCGGAAUGGAUUGGCUAUCCUUCUAUCAUGCAGACAUCAGGUGUCAUGACCGGGAGAUCACUCUCUAUCUUCCGGGAGACGAGUCGAUCACUUUCUUUGGCUCCAGGAAUCGUUCACUGCUUCAUGUUUUUUCAAUGGCGAAAGCCACUAAGCUACUGCGACGAGGCAACUGCCAGGGUUAUCUGGUGAGCCUUGUCAACGAUUCUCAGAAAGCACGCUCACCUCAUGAUGUUCUAAUCGUUCGUGAGUUUGUGGACGUGUUUCCAGACGAGCUUCCAGGAGGACCGCCUAACCGGCAGGUGGAGUUCUCUAUCGAUCUUAUUCCAGGGGCCGGUCAAGUGUCCAAAGCCCCGUACCGUAUGGCGACUAAGGAGUUGCAGGAGCUUAAGACUCAGAUUCAGGAGCUGUUACAACUCGGUUUCAUCCGACCGAGCGUGUUAUCUUGGGGAGCACCCGUUCGCUUUGUUAAGAAGAAGGACGGAUCCAUGCGCAUGUGUAUCGACUACCGGGAUCUUAACCGGUUGACGAUCAAGAACAAGUACCCACUGCCCAGGAUCGACGAUUUAUUUGAUCAGCAGAGGGGAGCCUGUGUGUUCUCAAAGAUUGAUUUACGAUCAGGCUACCACCAGCUGAAGAUUAAGGAGUCAGAUAUCGCUAAGACCGCUUUCAAGACUCGUUACGGCCAUUACGAGUUCGUCGUCAUGCCAUUCGGCCUCAGCAAUGCUCCAGCUGUUUUCAUGGACCUCAUGAACCGUAUUUUCCAUCCCUACCUCGAUCAGUUCGUUAUUGCCUUUAUUGACGAUAUUCUUAUCUACUCGAAGAGCCAGAAGGAGCACGAGGAGCAUCUGAGGGUGGUUCUCGAAACCCUCAGACGAGAAAAGCUGUUUGCAAAAUUCUCCAAAUGCGAGUUCUGGCUCCAGCGAGUAUCCUUUCUGGGUCAUGUGACUACUCAGGCAGGUAUCGAGGUGGAUCCUUCCAAGGUAUCAGCCGUUCAGAACUGGUCGACACCGAGGAGUCCGUCCGAGGUUCGCAGUUUUCUCGGUCUAGCUGGUUACUAUCGCAGGUUCAUCGAGGGCUUUUCUAAGAUUGCCCUCCCUCUAUCCCAACUGACGAGGAAGUCUGUGAAGUUAGAGUGGACUGAUCGUUGUGAGGUGAGCUUUCAGGAGCUCAAAAGGAGGUUAAUUUCAGCACCAGUGUUGACUAUUUCCGAUCCUUCUCGGAGUUUUACUAUCUUCAGCGAUGCUUCGAGACAGGGUUUGGGAUGUGUCCUUAUGCAGGAUGGUCAGGUCGUUGCGUAUGCUUCACGUCAGCUUAAGCCGCAUGAGCAGAACUAUCCGACGCACGACUUGGAGUUAGCCGCAGUCGUUCAUGCUCUCAAGAUUUGGCGACAUUAUCUUUACGGCGGUCAUUGUGAGAUUUUCACAAAUCACAAGAGCCUGCCGUAUAUUUUUACUCAGAAGGAGCUCAACAUGAGACAGCGCCGUUGGUUAGAGCUCGUCAAGGAUUACGACUGCUCUAUUCAGUAUCAUCCGGGAAAGGCGAACGUCGUUGCUGACGCCCUAAGCCGAAAGGUGAGGGGUGACUUGACGUACGUCAUUACUCAGCAGAGUCCUUUGAUUCAGGAGUUUGCCCGGAUGAAGCUUCAGGCGAUUGAUACACUUCCCAUAGCC
Molecule: messenger RNA, 2798 nt
Organism: Striga hermonthica
Lineage: Eukaryota; Viridiplantae; Streptophyta; Magnoliopsida; Lamiales; Orobanchaceae
Source: the annotation of a GenBank genome assembly